AUGCUACGUCCCGCGAGCCCCCUCGCACGCAGCCUCGCCCGCGGGCUCUCCACCGCGCUCGACUUCGCGCGCAGAAACGAGGCCAUCGCGGCGCGCGCCCGCGACUUCUACCCGUCGCUGUCGCGCGUCGCGCCAGCGACAGCCACGGUCGCGGGCUUCGUCCGCAAGUACUGCGACCUUGAGCACGACCGGCCGGACCUUCGCGAGGUGCUGCGCGCGCGCGUCGACUCCGUGCGCGUCGCGGGCAAAAACAUGUGCUUCGUCGACGUCUCCAGCGCGCGCUGCUCCACGCAGCUCAUCCUCAACUACAACGUCAUGGCCGCGCACGCGGCGCCCGGCGCCGCGGCGCUGUCGCGCCAGCAGUUCUUCCAGCACGUCCAGGACCUGCGUCCCGGCGACCACGUCCAGGCGUGCGGGUUCCCGGGCCGCUCGCAGCGCGAGCGCACGCUCUCGCUCAAGUGCACGCAGCUCACGACGCUGCUGGCGCCCGCGCUGCGCGCGCUGCCGCCUCGGCUGUCGGACCCCGCGAAGCGCAACCAGAACCGGGUCCUGGACUACCUGGUCAACGGGCACGACGCGCUGCGCGUGCGCCACAGCGUGCUCUCCGCGCUGCGUGAGUUCCUCGACGCGCGCGGCUUCCUCGAGGCCGAGACCCCGGUUCUGUCGCCCAAGGCCAACGGCGCGGCCGCGGAGCCCUUCACGACGCGCACCAACGCGACCAACGCGGCGCUCCAGCUGCGCGUCGCGCCCGAGCUGUGGCUCAAGCGGCUCGUCGUCGCGGGCGUCGACCGCGUCUACGAGCUCGGCCGCGUCUUCCGCAACGAGGGCGUGGACGCGUCGCACAACCCGGAGUUCACGACCCUCGAGUUCUACCAGACCUACGCGUCCAUGGAAGACCUCAUCGCGCUCGCCGAGCAGCUCCUGCUCCACGUGCUCGAGCGCGCCGACACCGCGCGUGCGCGCGAGCUCAAAGCCGUGCUGCUCGCCAACGGCGGCCGCUUCGCCCGCGUCGAGUUCCUGCCGACCCUGCAGCGCGAAACCGGCAUCGACUUCUCUCAGCUGGACCUCGCCGACCCGCGCGCGCUGGCUGCGGCCCUCGAGGCCCGCGGAAUCGAGCUCGACACGGCGGACCGCUCUCCACAGCAGAUCCUCAACGCGCUGUGCGCGCGUUACAUAGAGGAUCGCCAUUGCCGCGGCUCGCUGCCGACGCUCAUCUUCCACCACCCGACCGUGAUGUCCCCGCUGGCCAAGGGCAACCCGGACGACGACAUGCUGACCACCAAGCGCUUCGAGGUCUUCAUCGGGGGCAAGGAAUACAUUAACGCCUACGAAGAGGAGAACUGCCCGCAGGCGCAGCUACAAAAGUUCGAGGCCCAGCAACAGGCCCAGGAAGCCUACGGCGACAGAGAGUCGUUGGCCAUUGACCACGCCUACGUGGACGCCAUGAAGUGGGGGAUGCCCCCUAUAGGCGGCUUUGGCGUCGGCAUCGACCGGCUCUGCAUGCUGCUCACCGGCGACACGCGCAUUGAGCGCGUGCUGAGCUUUGGAACCAUUGACGAUAUAGGCAAGCAAUAG
Messenger RNA from Lachancea thermotolerans CBS 6340, 1575 nucleotides. It is a transcript of the gene MSK1, whose product is annotated as lysine--tRNA ligase MSK1. Gene Ontology annotation, cellular component: cytoplasm; mitochondrion. Lineage: Eukaryota; Fungi; Ascomycota; Saccharomycetes; Saccharomycetales; Saccharomycetaceae. The transcript has a single exon. Bases 1 to 1575 code for a protein of 524 amino acids. Gene Ontology annotation, biological process: mitochondrial lysyl-tRNA aminoacylation. The record is from RefSeq and is a predicted model, not a curated record. Gene Ontology annotation, molecular function: lysine-tRNA ligase activity; tRNA binding; ATP binding.